GCGGCUGUUGUGCUUUGCUCUGUCCUUUGUUUCGUGCAGAAAUCACCUAAUGUAUACGUUGUCCGUCGUGUUCAUGCGUCUGAAAACAAGAUGAAGCCGUCAACUGUCACUGUAAAUAUAUCUCACUGUGGUGCGUUUGAAAUGACAAUGUUGUAAUUCAGGCGCUUUUGGAAAACGUUCUUGCGUAGGGCGGGUUUGCGGUUAGGCCUAACAGUCGAGCGUUCCUAAAGAUUUGUCCUAAGUCCACAAUGCCAAAAUACAAAGAACGAUAUUUGCGUGAAAAGGCUUCCGCAGAAGCUCGUGCUGCAAUUGAUUUGUUAAGUGAUACGACGGAAUGCACGCUAUCUCGUGUGCUCGCUAAUGUACCCGCGCCAGGAAAUGAAGGGGAGGUAGCUCACCGCAGUGACCAAGAGACAGCCGGUCCAAGUAGACGCGAACGCAUUCGAAAUCGUGAUUCUCCCGGGGGUAGUGUAGCAUAUGUCAGUGAACGUAACGAAAGCUUUACUACGUACAUGCCUGACAGUUCCUCAGACAUAUCAAGUGCUAGCGAAAAUGAACUAGACGCAUCUCAUAUCACGGCGGAGUUGCGAGAGUGGGCUGUUACUGAAGCUAUUAGGCAGACGUCAUUGACUAAGCUUCUAAAGAUAUUUCGACGUUACGAGCGCUUCAGCACCCUGCCCAUGGAUGCUCGGACACUCUUGCAGACACCCAGGAAUAGCUCCAAAGACGUUACUGAUAUGCCUCCUGGCCAGUACUACCAUUUUGGCUUAUUUCAAUGUCUCCAGCACAUUCUGGAAGGAAUCGAUGAAGUCCCAGAGCAUAUUUUGUUGACAUUUAACGUUGAUGGCCUUCCUCUCACAAAAAGCACGAAAAAUGAAUUGUGGCCAAUACAGUGUAAGAUUAUGUCCCUGCCAGAUGUCCCACCAUUUGUAGUUGGCACGUACUGCGGAAGCGGAAAGCCUUUUCAGCCAAAUGAGUAUCUCAGGAAAUUUAUUGAUGAGCUCGCUUGCCUCCUCAAGGAAGGUAUUUCUGUAAAGGGAUCAGUAGUCACUGCCGGAUUUCAUGCCAUGAUUUGUGAUGCCCCUGCACGUGCCUACAUAUAUGGAACCAAAGGUCACACGGGUUAUGCAGGAUGUCCCAAGUGCACAGACGAGGGAGAUUAUGGCGCGCAUCGCACGUAUUACUCUACCACUAGCUCGGCCUUGCGAACCGAUGAGUCCAUUCGCGCACAGUCAGAUGCUGAUCACCAUCGCAGCUUCUCAGUAAUAACUGAAUUACCAAUUGACGUUGUUAAAACAGCGCCACUAGAUUACAUGCAUUUGGUAUGCUUAGGCGUCAUGAAAAAGCUGAUCCUGCUUUGGGUUUCAGGCCCGCUGAGUGUGCGCAUUGGACCAUCGCAGAGAGCCAUUAUGAAUGAGAAUGCCCGAAGAAUUGAAAAAUGCAUUCCAAGAGAGUUUGCGCGCAAACCUAGGGCAGUAGAUGAGGUGGACCGGUGGAAAGCCACAGAGUUUAGACUGUUUUUGCUUUACACAGGCCCGAUCAUCUUGGAGCAAGUGAUUCCAAAACCGCUUUUCGAAAACUUUCUAACCUUGCAUUCUGCGAUAUCUAUAUUGGCAAGGGAGUACCUGUCUCAGUCGGAAAAUCAGUACGCCUCGGCACUUCUCUCUCAUUUUGUGCGUGCCUUCGCGGAAUUGUAUGGUCAAGAAUAUGUGUCGUACAACGUGCAUUGUUUGCUACACCUGGCACGUGAUGUUGAAAACCUGGGGCCCCUGGAUUCCUUCAGUGCUUUUCCUUUUGAAAAUAACAUGAAAAUUCUUAAAAGACAGAUCAGGAAACCAGGAGCUACACUUACUCAGCUCAUUAACCGCUUCAGUGAAAAGCAGCUGGCAAACAUAGGACCUGUUCGACAGGCAAAGGCAAAGCUUGGCCUUAGGAACUCGCACAGUCAUGGUCCACUAAUUGAAUCAUGCAGUUCACCACAGUAUGGUACCCUGAAAACGUCCAAUUUUCUGUUAACAACAAAUGGCCCAGACAGGUACUGCGUGAUCAAUGGGGACAUAAUUGAAGUGGAAAACUUUGCGACACUGCAGUCCUCGGGAAAGCCCUGUGCAGUUGGUAGAAAACUGACUCCUAUGCAUGACUUGUUCUCCAAACCUUUUCCUUCAUCAUUAAUUGGGAUGUCGUGUCAAAGGAACCAAAUCUGAGAGCCUGGCCACUACAAAACCCACAGAAAGCUAUUUGCCUGCCCUACAACUCCGCAUUGGUUGCCAUGCCCCUGUUGCACUUGCAGUAGGACAUGCAUGUGAGCUGAGAAUGAUUGUGGUAAUCAGGACCUGUGUGUGGAUGUGAGUGAGUAUGAGUGAGUAACGGAGUGCAUGUGAGUUAGCAAGAGGUCCAGUGGAAAUUAGAGUAUAGGUUAGCAAACGGAGUGAUUGCGCAUACAGAAAACAGUGCUAGUGAGCUAGCUAGCUAGCUUGAGUGAGUUUGAUUUCUUUUUUUUUUUUUUGCAAUGUGAGUGAGCGUGAAUGAGCACAAGCGAGUAGCAGAUAAGAGUGUCAAUAUCUCAAAUAACAUUUGUCUAUUUCUGCAUCUUAUGUUUCACUGAUUUCUGCCCUGGGCAGUGCAAAGGAGAAAAAAAAGAAAACACUUAGUAACGUAGCAUGGAUGGGCUUUUGCACUGGCUUGGUUCAGCUUUGGUGUGGCUUACUUUAGUCUGACCAGAAUGGCUACACACCGCAACAAGUGUUCCUGGAGUGCAAAAUUUAAGAAACUGAACUUGGUAACUUGAUUGGUACGGCCAUAUUUUGUCAUCGUGUGCUAACCCUUAUUUAAAUGUACCGAGCUGACAAAAUGGGCAGGCCAUGCUUUGGUCAAACUUACUGAUGACUACACUCGCUUGUGCUCGCUCAUACUCACUAUCAGUGAAUGAACUGAGUGCGAGUCUGUGAAUGAAAACAAAUGAAUGAGCAAAUUGUGGGUCAGGUGGCGUAGUGAAUGAGCAUGAGUGCGUGAGCAAAAAUUUCAGCCCAAUGGAAUGACCGUGAGUUGACAAAUGAAGUGUGUGCGGACUAGUAAGUUUGAGUGAGUCAGCGCAAAACUGAUCAGGAAUUGAAUGGCCAUGAGUAACUGAGUGACAAUGAGGACAGGCAGCGGUAAGUGGAGUCACCACAGAACUCGGGGAGCAUGAGUGAACAGGGAGGGGGUACCUGAUGGGUGUUGAUGAUGCAAAUUUUGUAUAUGUGCCUGGGUUUAAGAUUUGCUACUUCCAACCUGCAGCCGCCUUUUGCAAUUGUGCAUUUUGUGUUGCGCAAUGGAGUCGAAGUUAUCCCGUGCUCGUGGCUGUCCGGGAAUACAUGCAUGUGGCCAAACUUACCAAGCCACAAAGUCGAAAAGCUCAUAAGAAAAGGAUGUCCUCCUGGAAGUUCCUGCCAAGAACUUGAGGUGGAAGUGAAAGGAAUCUUCAAAUGUUACGAGGAUGCCAGAAAGAUGCUUUCCGUUUCCGAAUAUACCUCUGACCUCGUGGAUGAACUACCCCCAAAGAGGAUCAGACGUCCCAAGGUGUUCGAAAGUUCUUCAGAUGACGACUUUCCUUCGAUUCCUCCAAGCUUUGCAGCCAGGGAAAAGUUGCUUCCCAAACGCACACCAGUGCAUGCUGUUACCUUGGGUGACUCCGAACCUUCUACCCUUGUUGAUCACAGGGAUUCAUCUAUGACAGGGACACAUCGUGAGCACUGUCCAGGUCCAGCGGACUUUGAAGAAUAUUCGGAACUAGAGGGAGCUUCGUUCAGAACUGGUUGUGCAGGCGAUUCACCACCAAUCACUUGUAACCAACGAAGUAGCCAGGUUCCACAACGACAGCUACAUACCGAACCAGCACAUAGUGGAGCAAGAACUUUACCGGCAGCCAGUACAACUACUCGUUCACAAACGCAGGCAAUGCCAGACUGCGAGUUCCAAAGACAGGUCCUCAAGAGCCUCAACAUACUCCGUAUGGCCAUGCAGCAACAUGGUGAACUCCUAUCAAGCCUAGUUCCCCAGCAAUCUAGUCUCGUUGAGGCUCCGUUGCUCCUGUCAGAGCCACUUGACUCUGUAGAGGAUGUUGACAACUUCGAACGGCAACUCACACCUGAUCGUCAAAAACAGUUGGUGACUGAGCUAAUGUUGCUGGGAGGAAGCUCCCUGAAAUGUGCAGUCAAAAGGAUUCUAUCCCACAUGUUCACAGACAAACUUGCACAGCUUUACAGCUGGGAAGGAAGAAAAGGAAAAUUUAAAUUUGUGGACCUUACUUUGCCAGGUCUAAUCUUGCGUGCCCUUCACGCACAGAAAAAUUUUUCGAAAGUAACAGAGUUCGAGGUGCAGGUAGUUGCCAAGGAAUGGCUGAGGCAUGCUGGUGACAGGUGUAAAAGAGCCAAAAGCAUUGAGUCUGCAGUUGCGUAAACUGCCUCAGGAGGCUACUGCGUGGGCUGCCCCAGGAAUCUACCGCAUGAACUUCCCCAGGAACAAACUGUUAGCCACACCACAGAGGCGGGGUGCCCUACUGUUCUGAGACAAGGUGGAGAAAAUCACCAAAGAAUAAGUGGAUGUGUGGUGCCCUAAGAACAGUGGACAAGCAGUGGUCUUAAAAACACAGCUGAAUGUUGUUUGCAGCGGUUCAGUACAUUCAGUGGUAUCUUACUUGUUUUGACCAGUUACAUAUGGCUAAUUAGUACUCAUUGUGUGUUUUGAAUGAUAUUGGCCUGAAUGCCUUGUCAAUUGAAAAGUUGCAGCUCACAGACACCACUAAGGUGACUCCAAUUCCGCCAACUUGUCUGUACUUGAUUUUUUUUUUUUUUCAAAAAGCUUUUGAAUGAACACUGAUUAGAAGUGUAUAACUCUCACCUUAUAAUUUACAACUGCAAAAUAAUUCUGCUGCGUGAAAAAAGCAAUAUGUGCCACAUAACUGCCAAUGCAUGAUCUGCUUGUGGACUUUUACUGCAGUGUUUAUUCUAGCAAAGGAUACCUUUGAAUGUGUUAAUAAGAUGGUCGACCUCCCCAUUUUUUUUUUCAAAUAUAUAUUAAAGCCUUGUCCCUAGGA
Messenger RNA from Ornithodoros turicata, 5074 nucleotides. RefSeq lists its product as uncharacterized. The coding region runs from base 3220 to 4437 and encodes 405 amino acids. Lineage: Eukaryota; Metazoa; Arthropoda; Arachnida; Ixodida; Argasidae. The record is from RefSeq and is a predicted model, not a curated record. The transcript has 13 exons.